Messenger RNA from Drosophila takahashii, 396 nucleotides. The record is from RefSeq and is a predicted model, not a curated record. NCBI's taxonomy places the organism in Eukaryota, Metazoa, Arthropoda, Insecta, Diptera, Drosophilidae.
AUGGAGAGGAAUCUUAAGGACGACCAUCAGCAAACCCAGGCGCCCCAGGAACCGCUCAGUUAUAACAGCACCCAGGACUACUCCAAUUUCAAACAGACACAGCCAGUGAUAUUUGCUCAGCGUCAGAUUCAUUCUUACAAUUUAAUUGGAUUUCCAGCUCCUCCUAAUGUUUUGGGUGCCGUUCCAUCUAUGGCUACUUGCCCAAGUUGCGGAGUUCGUAGGGAAACGAAGAUCGAAUUCGAGCCAAAUACCAAAACUCAUUUGCUGGCCUUUCUUAUCUGCUUGCUGGGGGGUAUUUUAUGCUGCUGCUGCAUUCCCUACUGCAGCGACUCAUGCCAGUCGGCAAAACACACCUGCAGUAACUGUGGGGCCUAUGUGGGAACAUACAAAAACUAG